Linum trigynum is the source of this 3996-nucleotide messenger RNA. The record is from the annotation of a GenBank genome assembly. Lineage: Eukaryota; Viridiplantae; Streptophyta; Magnoliopsida; Malpighiales; Linaceae.
CUGCGACUAAAGUGUGCGUGGAGUUUAGAUGAAAACAGGUUUUCAAUGUCGGUGACCUUGCUUUAGCUCGAUGGAAUUUUAUUCCCUCAAUAUAAGAGCAUAUUAGACAACAUGAUUUUUUGUUAGGUAUACUUCCUCGUGAUUAGAUUAGUAUUUGUUUGUGCCGGAAUGCCCUGUCACCAAUUGCUCACACGCCCGAUCCUCGCCCCCACGAUCUUCAGGCGCCUGGCCUACACAAAUGAACACAGAGGGGGGCGCCCGAGCCCGUUAGCUCUCCGACGAUCAAGUCAGUUCACCUUUUAGAGAGAGAAGUGUUUAGUGCAAGCUUUUAGUGAGAGAGUCCAACCUAUGUAAAUGCUACCUACCACCCCUAUAUAUACUCACCCAACUCGAGGUCGAGUCCCUCCACGUCAGCAUCACGUUUAAUGUUUCGUACCUUUAUUCUUGUCUGGUGCCCCAACUGCCUUGUCAGUCUUCUGACAGCUGACAGGCGUCUGGGGAUGGUUGGACCAUUGACAGCCUAGACUUCUUUGGGAUCUUCUGUACCUUGUCUCUAUGCGCCCCUCAUCCUGCUUGGACUAGGCCCGUCAGGACCGUUCAUGGGCUUCUCCCACUGGAUAACCCACACUUUCUUUAUUGGGCUUCAUCAAGCCCUAGUUUGGGCUCCACUCUUUGCAAUACCCCCAACAGUAUUCUUAAUCUCAUGUAUGUGGGUUUCUAUUAUUGAUAAAUUCUUGUACCUUAUUUUUCAUUGUCAGAGUAAAGUUAAUAUCUGCGAUAAAAGAAAUAAAUGGUAAAAUCAAAAGAAGAGAUGUGUAUUUAGGGGUAAGGUUGAGAUAAAAAGGUGUGCACCGGUUCGGCUGAGAACAAAUCAUACCAAAUCAUGAGAAUCUCCAUCCAAUAAUUCAAGAGAUUUUAAUUUUAAACACCUAAUCAUCAUUGCAUUAAGUACCGUGUGAUCCAGCCCAAACAUCAAUUCGGUAUAAUUCUCUUCUAUUUUUGUAAAUUCCAUUGGAUCAAAGAACCGGACCUAUUAGUUUUGGUGAGAAUGCACUCUAGAUAUUUGUUUGGUUUUCUAUGAUCCGGUUUGGACCAAACCGUUGCGAGCCCAUAAAGAACAAUGGGGGAAAAUUACAGCAACCUAGCACCAUCAGACAGAUCUGCUCAGGUCACUCUCCACUGCUCGAUCCACAGAACCGAAAAGUGAAUAUUCGUGGGGAAGUUAAUUAAAAUAAAAAAGAUAACUUUAUUCAAAACCACUAGACGGCAAACACAAGCCACUGGCUUCUUCAUUUGGUGCUCCGAAACUGCGAAAUUCGCAGCACGGGUCUCAUCUAACCUCCUUGAUUUUUCUCGGGAAUCAAAACAUAAAUUUAUUCCGCAUAUAAACGCAGUGCGAUCUCACGAAUCACUUUUUCGUCCUUUCUCGACUUUCCCAAUGCUGCAAAGUGCCUUCAUGACUUCGCGACACCUCACCGCCAGAAACUGAAAAACUCCAUUGGGGAGCUCUUUACAUUUCGCAUGCGGCGCUGAAUUGGUUUACAAUCUGAAAGGGAAAGCGUCUCGGAUUCAAUGGGAGACGCUAAUUACGCGAGGGAAUUGGGCGUGGCGGUUCGCGCUGUUCAUAUGGCUUGCGCCCUUUGCCAGAGAGUUCAAGCAGGGUUGGUUUCUCACGGCACCGGGCAGGUCAAGUCCAAGGAUGAUGAUUCUCCCGUUACUGUUGCAGAUUGGAGUGUUCAAGCAAUAGUUAGUUGGAUACUGGCAGAAUCAUUCCAGGAUCAAAAUGUCUCCAUAGUAGCCGAAGAAGAUGUUCAAACCCUAUCGAAGGCUGAAUUAGCCGACUUGCUGGCAUCAGUCACAAAGACUGUUAACGAAAGCUUGGCCGAGGCACCAAAAUAUGGUCUUCAAAGUCCCAAGAAGGCCCUGGGAGCCUCCCAAGUUCUCGAAGCUAUCAGCAGAUGCAACUCAACUGGUGGCCCUACUGGAAGACAUUGGGUCCUUGACCCUGUGGAUGGCACAUUAGGAUUUGUUCGGGGGGAUCAGUAUGCUAUAGCUCUAGCUUUGAUUGAGGAUGGAAAAGUCAUUAUGGGAGUUCUUGGAUGUCCUAACUACCCUAUGAAGAAUGGUUGGUUAAACCAUCACCAUCAUCAUCAUCAGUAUGAUGAAAGCAUGUCUUCCUCAGCUACUGACACAUGGGAGAAAGGAUGUGUGAUAUAUGCACAGAAGGGCAGUGGAAAGGCAUGGAUGCAGCCGUUGGUACAGCAGAACAAGAUGCUUGAAUGGCCAAACUCCGCAAGGCAGAUCAAGGUUUCAUCAAUUGAUGACCCGGGACUAGCUACAUUCUGUGAACCAGUAGAGAAGGCUAAUUCAAACCACUCGUUUACUGCUGGAGUGGCUCAUAGUAUGGGUUUCAAAAACCAACCGUUGCGAGUUCAUAGCAUGGUAAAAUAUGCAGCCAUUGCUCGAGGAGAUGCAGAAAUAUUCAUGAAAUUCGCAAGGUGUGGCUACAAAGAGAAGAUAUGGGAUCAUGCUGCAGGAGUGGUCAUUGUAGAGGAAGCUGGUGGGGUAGUAACUGAUGCUGGAGGGCGCCCUCUGGACUUCUCGAGAGGAACUUACUUGGAAGGCCUCGACCGGGGGAUAGUUGCUUGUUGCAGUGCCAAAUUGCAUGAAGGAUUCAUUGGAGCUGUUUAUGCUAGUUGGGAUUCUUCCAACCUUUGAAGGGGCUUUUAUAAUUCACAAUAUAGAUCUCCGAAACAUCAUAUCUAAAUACACUAAGCUGGUAAGAUUAUCUAUAACUAGCUUCCCAUCUUGCUCAUCCUUACUCUGAUCUCUAAUAUUUGCAUCGUCAUAGAAUCCGUCAUAUGGACAAUGAUUUGUGAUUAUGAACUUUGAGCUAGAUGGUUGAUUGAUCGCCAGCCAUUUCAUUUUUUGUUCAUGUGUUCUGGUUUCGUUCGUGUUUUACAGGUGGUUGAGUAUCAGAGAAGGAGAGAUGAUUACUCGAAAGAAUCUGCUGGUGCUCGAGCUGGAGGUUGACUCUGUUUAAAGGGUUACGUUGUGGAAUCUUAAAUUUGCCAGAUUAUAGUGAUCCACAACCUUUUGUACAAUGGAACAGAGUUCAGUCGGUUGGGUGGAACAGCAUCGAACUUUAACGCUUCAGUUGAGGCCAUCAAGUUAGUGCCAUAUGCUUCUUCAAAGGCCACUUGAAAGCUUCACGACCUUAACUUUGAAUGAUAACCAAUUUUAGAGACUAGAUUUAAGUACUGCGUUAUUAUUUUCAUUAGUCUUUUUGGUGGUGGCUCAAUGGAAAUACUAAUUUUACAUAUUAACUUGUGAAAAUUCGAAUAAAAUUAAUCAACGUAGUAACCUUGUUAGGUUUACCAUUUAAGAAAUGAAACCAAUCUAUGCAAACUGAGACGCAGAGAACCUAAUCAAAUAAGUGUAAACUUUGAACUAUCACACAAGUCACUUCGAACUAUUACACAAGUUACUAGUACAAAGUAUAUUAUAUGACCUACCUAUCUGAGCAAAUACCUAUUAAAACCAAAGCUAGUACUCACAAAAUUCCUAUUCAAAUCACCUAAACCACCAAAAUUCCUUUCUAAUUCUCUCAAUCGUUGAUUCGAUGGUCUAGCUUUUAUUUGGUGUUAAUUAUUGAGAGUCGUCACGUUAAUUAAUAAUGAAAGAAGUGAACUAACCUCCAACUAUUGAGAAUUCCAAUUUAAAUCUACCUAUUCGAGCAAAUACCUAUUAAAACCAAAGCUAGAACUCACAAAAUUCCAAUUAACCUCCAUUAGUAUUCCAAUUCAAAUCUACCUAUUGGAGCAAAUACCUAUUAAAACCCAAGCUACUACUCCAAAAAUUUCAAUUCAAAUCACCUAAACCACCCCAUUUCUUUAUAAUUUUCUCGAUUGCUAAUUGGAUGGUCUAGCUUUUCAUUGGUGUUUAAUUAGUGAAAAUCACCACAUUAUUAAUUUACAAUAAAAGAAGUGAAUUAAC